ACAGGUUCUGAUGAUAGUAGAUUUACAAAGGCACAUACGAAUGUUAAUAUACAACAAAGGGGCUUUGAUAAUGCACUUUAAAGGCAACAGUGCUUUGAUACCAGUUAUAAAGCAAAAUAGAAUGAAUUUUUAUUCCACCUGCAUUCAUUUACAUCCAACUACAACUCAGCCACGAAACAUAUGCUCAUUUUAAUCAAAAUGUCACAGCACUAAGGAGCUACUAGAGUGUUCUGCUGCUGCUCCAUUCUCAUCAUCGUCGUCGUUGUCAGCUGAACUGGGUCGAGCCACGGCAACGAAAACAGUGUUGCGGCCAUGUUCUGGCCUUGUUAUAUAAUAUUGUGUUUGCAUGAUGGUGUUCCUACUAACCAAUAGGGUUCGUGAAUUGAUUUCCUCAAUGUUGAGGUGCCGUCCUUCACUGUCAAGACCACCUGCUGACACUAAAGGGAAAGAAGACAAGACGCUAGUGGAUGCUGGUCCUUCUGUUGUUGUGCCCCGACUGACACUCAGACCAACCGCUCAUACUACACCUGAGCCGCCACCCACCGAGCCCCCUGCCUUGGCUUCCCCACUGGCACAGACAGCAGAUGAGGACAUAAACAGUUGGAGCUGCUCGCAUCAUCAGAAGAUUUGGAUGAGGACAGAACUCCAGUCUCUGGGACUGUGGCCUGGGUUCCAACAUAUGCUCAAGCCAGGGCCCGCGCUUUCACUAUGGCGUUUCCCCCCACAGCCUGAACUCAUGGACACGGCGUCAACUCUCCAGUCCCGCAACCUCUUCCAGCUCCAUCCGUUUUUUAUCUGGAAACCUGAGAGUGGCAUAAUGGUGAGGCUGAGGAAUAAUUAUGUACUCCCUUGCCUUCACGGUUGUCCAAAGCCAGACGUUGUCUCAGCCGGUGUGGGAAGGCCUCGAGUGAUUGUCGGCACCAACAGACAAUACUACAUCUUUGCUUCGCGACUUUGCUGCAAGAUUUGUAAGCGGAUGUGGUUUGCCGACAGUCCUCGGUGGCUGGACAAACUGCCAAAGCGCUUCACAAACAUUGUGCCAGCAUUCCUGACUUACAAGAAGGCCUUUUGUAAGUCUGUGCUUCAUGAGCUGAGGCGCACUGGCAGGUCGCCUUCUGACAUGGCAAAGCAGGUGAAAAAACUGCUGCAUCUCAAGUAUGAACGAGCUCGACUGGCAUACCUCUGCAGCAUUCAGAACACCUGGGACGCCGAGGCUGGGGUUUGUGGGAAGGAAGACGCGUCACUGUCUUUUGGAGCCUAUGAUGACGCGGAUGGAUGGUGUGGAGUCUCUGUCUCUGCCUCCUACUUAUCAGACUGCCUCACUGAUGAGUGCAAGCUCCUGCAGCGCACUUCUGGACUAGUCUUACGCUCUGACCACACCAGGAAGGAUGACUCACUGGUUCCUGUGUCUCCCCCCCCUGGCCCGACACCAUCCGCAAACCUGACCCCGUCAACUCCUGCAACUGUGGCCCAGCUCCCCCAGCUUCAACCUGCUGAGAGCCAUAAUGUACAGCCGAUGUCCCAAGGAAGCACGGGACAUCCAGCUAUAAAGGAAACCUCACCUCUGCCACUGGAGACACAGAAGCCGUGGCAAACUGGGGGAAGUGAGACUGUCCAUGUCCCCGUUGUGGUGCUGCCACCAGCCACUGUCAAUCCAGUCGAUCCGGACCAUGUGCCACCUGAAAAGCCAUUGGCAGAGAAGACUGUCCAUGUCCCCGUUGUGGUGCUGCCACCAGCCACUGUCAAUCCAGUCGAUCCGGACCAUGUGCCACCUGAAAAGCCAUUGGCAGAGGACAAAGUACAGAAAAUGUUACAGGACAUAUUGCAGCAGCAGCAGCAGUUUCAGCAACAGCUACAACAGGUACAGCUGCCGCGGCAUGAGCAGCAAGAAAAGCCCCGGCAGACCAAAACAUGUCAUUCGUGUGGGCAGCCGAUGUCACGCCACCAAAAUGAUGGAUCAUCGAUCCAUCAUUUUUACCAACAAGGCCCUACACGCUACCACUACUGCUCCACAAAGGUCUUCCAGAGGUACUCUGCAGAGGGCCUGACAGACUCCAGGAUGCCCUUUGAAGCGUUUGCUCAGACCGCAUUCUUUCGGCGUGAGCUGCAGCUGACGAAGGGCAGAGUGGAGGAAAAGGCUGCCAAGAGGAGGAAACUGAUGGAACCUGUGGCUCCUCAAACGCAGGGUAGAAUGUGCCGCUUCUGCCAUACGGCGCUGAAGCAGAGCCCCCACAGCAAACAUAUCCACACGGGGUUUCCUGGAGUGGCGGGUAAGUACAUUUACUGCCCUCCGAAAGUCCUUAACCUCUACAGACCACAAGGUAUGCUGAAAGAAAUGACAUGGAGGGAAUUCCAGGCCUCACCCUUUUAUGCCAUGGAAAAGGAGAGGUGGACAGUGGAGAGAAAAAAAUAGAACAUGUUGGAUGUAAUCCUCUCACCAUAACCCUAACCACAAACACAAGGAACAGAUUUACAGACUUACAUGUUCUGUACAGGUGGACUCUGUCAUUGGUUGUGGGGAAGGAGUGUCUCAAUUGUGUUGUGUGCUUGUGUUGUGUGCACAAUGUUAUGUUUCAUUUUUGAAGGAUAAAAAAAAAGGUUAAACUUGGA
Solea solea (common sole) is the source of this 2610-nucleotide messenger RNA. RefSeq lists its product as uncharacterized. The record is from RefSeq and is a predicted model, not a curated record. The coding region runs from base 347 to 2413 and encodes 688 amino acids. The transcript has 7 exons. Lineage: Eukaryota; Metazoa; Chordata; Actinopteri; Pleuronectiformes; Soleidae.